AUGGCACAAAGAAGGAAAAUCUGGAGAGCACUAUCCUUUAAGUCAAUCCAUCGAGUAUUAACAACACACCAUGUACAAAAUAUUUAUGACCAAAAUGAAUAUUUUCCCAAUAGAAGGAAACCAAUCAUUCUUAGACCUCACUUGAUAUAUUCGACUUUGUUGAAUUGUCCUUUUGAUUUGAUUGCUUUCAGUUUUUUCCUUUGGUGUGCAAAAGAACAUAAUUAUUUUCAUGAUAGUCAAUCAAUUGGUCACAUGAUUAGCGUGGUUGCUCGUUUAAUUGAACAAUAUAGGACUAUUAGAGGACUUGUUACUGCAUUACAGAAUAUUGGGUGUGUAACAAAGGCUUAGACUUUCAUGCUUUUGUUGAGGAUUUAUUGGCGUGGAGGAAUGCAUGAGCAGGUUUUUGAGACUUUUGAGGAAAUGGAUAAAUUUGGUUUUAUGCCCAAUACAUUUGCACGUAAUGUUAUUAUGGAUGUAUUGUUCAAGGUUGGGCAUGUUGAUCUGGGUAUUAAGGUUUUGAAAGAGACCCAGGCAUCAAAUUUCUUGAGUUUUAAUAUUGCACUGUGUAAUUUAUAUAAGUAUAAUGAUAUAGCUAAGGUGCAGGAUGUUAUUAGGAUUAUGUUGAGGAAGGGGUUUUAUCCUAAUGUUCAGACAUUUGAGAAGGUUUUAAAUUGUUUCUACGAGAAGGGUAUGAUGGUGCAGGUGUAUCAGGUGUUGGGUCUCAUUCUUACAUUGGGAAUUUCUUUACCUGUGAAUGUUUGGAGUGCACUAAUUGAUGGGUUUUGUCGUUUGAGCAGACUUGAUAUGGCAGGUUAUUUAUCAGAGAAAAUGGUUGAGACUGGUUGUUCUCUUAAUGUUGUAACAUAUACAUCUUUGAUUAAGGGAUACAUGGAAUCCAAAAUGGUUAGUAAUGCAUUUGGUAUUUUAAAUACUAUGGAAUCUAAAGGACAUGCCCCUGACUCGGUUUUUUACAAUGUAUUAAUAGAUUGCUUAUCAAAGAUUGGGAAGUUUGAUGAU
Messenger RNA from Pistacia vera, 1017 nucleotides. RefSeq names its product putative pentatricopeptide repeat-containing protein At1g16830. The record is from RefSeq and is a predicted model, not a curated record. Gene Ontology annotation, molecular function: protein binding. The transcript has a single exon. Lineage: Eukaryota; Viridiplantae; Streptophyta; Magnoliopsida; Sapindales; Anacardiaceae. The annotation marks the transcript as partial.